Molecule: messenger RNA, 2454 nt
Organism: Durio zibethinus
Lineage: Eukaryota; Viridiplantae; Streptophyta; Magnoliopsida; Malvales; Malvaceae
Source: RefSeq, a predicted model, not a curated record
AUCCCCAACAACCAACAACAAACUACCUUUAAGGCAUAUUCAUCUAGGUGUCGUAAGGGUACUAAUGUAAUUUCACUUAAUCUGGUUCAGCCUCCAUUACAUAAAAAACUUUGCUUUUUGAGUUCAUGUGCAUGUGGAGAAUUGACAACCUUAAAAAGCUGUUAAAGGGCAAUAACCAGUUAAAGUUUCAACCUUUCUCUAUUUUUUUUUUUACAUUUAAUAAUUUAACAGGCCAAAAGAUAUUAAACAGAUUCUUCAAUGAAGGCAAGAAGAAGAAGAAGAAUCUAAAGAUAAAAUGAAUUUUGAUUAGAUCAGGUUAGCAAAUUGGCAAAGAAUUGAAAUUUGAAAGAUAAAAAAAUUUGUAGAUAUGACCACAGAGACCAAAGCCAAUUUAGUUAAGGUCAAGACCAGUGGUCAAGAUGGUUCUUCAAAGGGAAAGUUUGAUGCUGCUGUGAACAGGAAGAAGAUUGAAGGCUCCAGCAAACAGCCUGUUGAUUCCAAGCAAAAAUCUGUGUCAACUGUUAUAACAAAAACAGAGGUAAAAUCGAAAACAAGUUCAAGUUCAUCAAAAACCACUACAACCACAAAAACUAAAGUUAGAGAGAAGAAGGUUUAUACUUUGCCUGGCCAGAAACAUGAUCCUCCUGAAGAGAGAGAGCCGUUACGAAUAUUUUAUGAGUCUUUGUCGAAACAGAUACCAACAAGUGAAAUGGCAGAAUUUUGGAUGAUGGAACAUGGCUUGUUGUCCCCUGAAAAAGCUAGAAAAGCAUAUGAAAAGAAGCAGAGAAGGCUGAAGCAACUUCGGACUGGCACUCCAAUUAAAUCUUCAAAACCAAGUCGCAAACCUGAGAGUUCACAGAAGCAGCAGCUGGCCUCAAAGAAUGGAGAUGUAAAAGCCAAGAAAAGAAUCAACAAUGAUACUGAUGAUGAUGAUGACUUCAUUUUAAGUCCCAAGAGAAGGAAAGGGUAAGAGAAAAGCUCUCCAAUGUCUGUAGUGCUGUAUUUCUAGGAAUAAUUUCAUUUAAAUUCCUUUCACAAUUAUCUGCAAAAGACUGGCGUUGUGAAAAUACUAAAAAUAAUAGAGUAAGACAUUCUUUAUGUUUUACAACUUAUGGGAAUAAUAAGAAAAGACAAGUUCCUUACUUGUUUGGUGCAUGCUUUUAUGUUUCAUGAUGUGAAGAUCUGAAUUUAUGUGGCUGUCAUGCUCAAGGAAAUAAAGGCAUCAAAUUAUGCUUGCAAUUCACUGUAAUUAGCAAUUUUUAGAUGUUUUGAGUUUGUUUUUGUUUUUUUAGGACACAUUUUCGUUGCAGAACUCACUUUUCUAAAUCAGACAGUACUGAGUUUAGCCAUAGCUGUGAUCCUGAUCAAGAAACCUCCCCCUUAGGUGCUAGCCAUUUAAUCAGCAAUAGUAAGAAAACAAGCUUUAUGGUGGCACUGAUCCUUGUAUGCAUGUAAGCAUAAAUAUCCUGUUCAUUGUUCUUUGUAAAACUAUUGUUGCAAGAUGAGGGAUUGUUACAUGACAAUUCGGUUGGAUUUUCUUCUAUGGGAAAAGAUCCUUUCCUCUGCUAAAAAGUAGCGGACAUGUCUACUACUUUCACCAUAGAUUGACACGUGUACUUUUUAAAAAAUGUAAUAUGAAAAUUUGUGCACAUCAUCUUCAUUAAUCUUCAUCCCUUAUUCCAUUCCCUUCCCACACAUCAGAAAGGUCAGGAACAUAUAAAUGGUAUGAUGAUUUUUGUAGAUUAAUUGAGGUUUAGUUUCUGGAAAAGGCUUCUGGAAACAUUGUCUAAUUGUUAGCUAGGCAAUCGCAGUGGAUAAAUAAAAUGUGGUUCAUCUAAUUAGUUAGAGAUUUAAGUAGAAUGACCAAUAAUAAAUUGGACAUGAUUAACAUAUCUUUGAUAAGUAGAGGACAGAUGACUAGACUAAAUUUUGACAAUAGGAUAAAACUAUUGAAAACGAUUGGAGUGCAAAGUCCCUAUUCCAUGCAUUUCUGGCAAUGUGUUUGUUGAGGAUCAUCAUCUGCCUUAAAUUCACUCAGCAGCAGAUAGCAAUCGUAUUCCUACAAAAGAAAAAACUGAAGACCAUCAGAGACAGCAUUAUGGAGCUCGUCGAGAGAACACCGAGUUUCUUAAUGCCACACUGGCAUACAAUCACAUGGAUAGAACAUGAAAACUUAAGAGUAAUGAUGAUUAUAAAUGAAGAAAGAUCUUGAUCAGGUCCCACGCUUGCCAUAUUUGUGAGGAAUGUGUAGAUUUUAAGCCGCAUGUCCUCUUUGUAUGGGCUGUGUGUAUUUAUAAACAACAGCCUGCACUAGUCUGCUUGCACAUGAGCGGCUUGUGAAUUAACAUAUUGGUUUGAUAUCAAGAUUACCAAAGAGAAAUAGUUGAUUUCGGUUAUUCAGGCCCCACUUAUUAUUCAUGUAAUUAAUGAAUGGAACAAAGUUGUAACCUGAAU